GAAGGGCGAGAAGCUGACAUGUCCAAGGGACAACAGGCUGGGCACUUCCUACGUCGAUGCGAUUGCGGAUGGUGAUGCCGGCCUUUCCAACUACAUGCUGUCUUACAGCUGGGGCUAUCCUGUCGGGGACAUUGCAGAUACACUCUCUGACUUCUUUGGUGAAGAGAGUCUCCAUGAGUUCAUUUGGAUAUGCUGUCUGUGUAUUAACCAACACCGG
Symbiodinium necroappetens is the source of this 217-nucleotide messenger RNA. The record is from the annotation of a GenBank genome assembly. NCBI's taxonomy places the organism in Eukaryota, Dinophyceae, Suessiales, Symbiodiniaceae.